This is a messenger RNA of Paramecium tetraurelia, 525 nucleotides long. RefSeq lists its product as uncharacterized. The transcript has 4 exons. NCBI's taxonomy places the organism in Eukaryota, Ciliophora, Oligohymenophorea, Peniculida, Parameciidae. The record is from RefSeq and is a predicted model, not a curated record.
AUGAAGCAUUGCUUUCUCAAUUUAGCCAAAUUAACAAAAACUCCAUCUUCAAUAAUUUAGCAUGACAAAUUUUAUGUUCAAUAACUGUAAUAAUAAAUAACAGAUUUAAAAGAGUAGGUUAAUUUUUUAAUCUAAGAAAACCAGAGAUUAUAGUAACGAUAAGACAGACAAUUACAAAGGAUAAAAGAACAAUAUUAGUAAUUAACAAAAUUUAGCAAUGUUAUACAAUUAGUGCAACAAUUAAAAAUAGAAAAUCUAGCUCUCCGAUAAAAUGUUUAAUCUCUAAAGCUUGAUUUUACUAUUCAAAUGAAUCCAUUAAAAUAAUUAUAUCAUCAUAUUAUCCAAAUACCAAAGUAAUAAAUCAACGACAUUAUGUAAAUAAGAUUACAAUAGCAAGAAACCUAAAUAUCUCAACAAUAAAAUAAAGUUGAGAUUCUCAAUUUAGAACGAACACAACUAUUGGAAUUAUGUUCGAAAUAAGAAGAAUAAUUGAUUUCAAUAUUAUAAAAGUAGAUUUCCAGCUGA